AUGCCUCUUGAGGAUGCGGCGUUUGGUCGGCACUUCGUGCCUGAUGACGGACCUGCUGCUGAGGUCUUGGCUCGCAAACGCGCCGCCACCUAUCAGCGCCUCACCAUGCAGCUGACGCUGGAAGCGCUCUUGUCUGGUGCGAGGCGCAUGACGCCCUUGCGGGCGCAAGCACUUCUCGAGCCAGAGGACAGCUCCUCCUCGGACUUUGUCGAGUCGCCCGAGGAGUCUUCGCCGGAGGUCUCCGACUCCGAUGGGGGACACCCUUCGAGUGGCCCCGACGAUCGGCGCGGAGCUGGCGAGGCGUCUCCGUCCCUCACUGUGACGUCGGGUGCCUCCGGAGAGCUCGACACCACUGGGGCUGCUUGUCUGCGCGGCUUCGCGCUUGGGCUGGCGCUGCCGCGUCUGGGUGCCAGCAGUGCUGGAUUUACUGGCAGCCUUGAAGGUAAAAAGCCAGCAGUGCUGGUUCUUUUCGGGCUUGUGUUUUGUGUGUGUUUGUGCAGCUUCUCGCUGUGGACUGUGUGCCUGGAGGUUUAG
Guillardia theta CCMP2712 is the source of this 534-nucleotide messenger RNA. RefSeq lists its product as hypothetical. The record is from RefSeq and is a predicted model, not a curated record. The transcript has 2 exons. Lineage: Eukaryota; Cryptophyceae; Pyrenomonadales; Geminigeraceae. Bases 1 to 534 code for a protein of 177 amino acids.